ACCCCUGCUUGAGUGUGUGAGCCAGUGAAGUAUUGCGACUAUGAAUCAGCACAGCUGUGCCGACAGCGGCAUCGGCGAGGAACGCCUGCUAACGAGCGAGGAACAGAAAAGAGUUUGUUUUGAGUUCUUCCGGAGCUGGAGAGAGGCGGAACAGACCGAUUUCGUACAGUCGCUGCUGAAAUUGAUGACACACUAUCAACACGGGCAGAUCAACGCGUUCCUUGUGCCGAUGAUGAAACGAGACUUCAUCGGGUCGCUCCCCGACAAGGGUCUUGAUCACGUGGCCGAGUUGAUUCUGUCGUUCUUGGACGCGUAUUCGCUGUGUCAGGCUGAGUUGGUGUGUCGGGAUUGGUACCGGGUAAUACAGGAUGGCUUCCUGUGGAAGAAGUUGAUCGAGCAGAAAGUGAAAACGGACUCACUGUGGAAGGGACUAUCGGAGAGGAGGGGAUGGUCUCAGUGUCUCUUCAGACCUGGUGGUCCCGAAGACGAGAAGGACCCCUUGUUCUAUAGAAAGCUGUACCCUCGUAUCAUAUCCGACAUAGAAAACAUGGAAGCAAACUGGAGGAGCGGACGACACGUUCUCAGUCGAAUUCAGUGUCGAAGCGAAAUGAGCAAGGGCGUUUACUGCCUACAGUACGACGACUCGAAAAUCGUCAGCGGACUCAGAGACAACACAAUCAAGAUAUGGAUGAAGGAUAAUUUGGAGUGUGCGAAGGUGUUGACUGGUCACACCGGUUCGGUUCUGUGUCUGCAGUAUGAUGAGACUCACAUCAUCACGGGGUCCAGUGACUCCACCGUCAGGGUUUGGGAUAUCGAAACCGGCGAGAUCGUCAACAAGCUCAUACAUCACUGUGAGGCCGUCCUACAUCUGAGAUUCCAAAACCAGCUAAUGGUCACAUGCUCAAAGGAUCGGACUAUUGCCGUGUGGGACAUGCACAGCCCGUUUGACAUCACACUGAGACGAGUGUUAGUCGGACAUCGAGCGGCCGUUAAUGUCGUUGAUUUCGACGAUAAAUAUAUCGUGUCCGCAUCAGGGGAUCGAACCAUCAAGGUGUGGAAGACAGAGACGAGCGAGUUUGUACGGACUCUGCACGGGCAUCGACGUGGAAUCGCGUGUCUACAAUACAGAGACAACUUAGUAGUCAGUGGGUCUUCAGAUAACACGAUAAGAUUGUGGGAUAUUUCUUGUGGUGCUUGUCUGCGGACGUUAGAGGGUCACGAGGAGUUAGUUCGUUGUAUACGGUUCGACUCGAAGAGGAUUGUUAGUGGAGCUUAUGACGGAACCAUCAAAGUUUGGGACCUCGAAGCAGCGCUGGAUCCUCGAGCUCCGGCCAAUACCGUUUGUGUUAGAACUCUUGUGGAACAUACAGGUCGAGUUUUUCGUCUUCAGUUCGAUGACUUCCAGAUCGUUAGCAGUUCUCACGAUGACACAAUUCUUAUCUGGGACUUUUUGAAUGCCCCAAAUACCGAUCAGCCAUCGUCAAGCCACUUCCCCUAUAAUUCGCCUUCAAGCCAACCAACCACUCCAAUCACUCCAAGCCAAUCCAUCACGCAUGUCAAAUAGUUGAUUAUUUAUCUUGUCUAUUUUCAUUAGAACUUCCCGCUUCUACUCUAGUUCUGAUAUAAUAUACCAUGUGUACAGUGACUAGAGCUUUAUAGAGCUAAUAGUAGUGAACGAAUCUUUUGGUUCAUUACAGUUAUGAUAACAUCAACUGAAUUACGAAUAAUAACUAAAAUUAGAA
Molecule: messenger RNA, 1742 nt
Organism: Corticium candelabrum
Lineage: Eukaryota; Metazoa; Porifera; Homoscleromorpha; Homosclerophorida; Plakinidae
Product: F-box/WD repeat-containing protein 1A-like
Exons: 12
Coding region: 41-1564 (507 amino acids)
Molecular function (GO): protein dimerization activity
Source: RefSeq, a predicted model, not a curated record